This is a messenger RNA of Cercospora beticola, 1071 nucleotides long. RefSeq names its product MAPEG family protein. The record is from RefSeq and is a predicted model, not a curated record. Lineage: Eukaryota; Fungi; Ascomycota; Dothideomycetes; Mycosphaerellales; Mycosphaerellaceae. Gene Ontology annotation, cellular component: membrane.
GGCGCAUCACGAUCAUCACCAUUAUGCUUCAUUGGCUUCGUUUAGAGCGGGGUUGAACGGCAAUGUGGCUGCCGAAGGUGAUGAUGGGCGGCCACAACAUAGACUAGCCAUGCCCCGGGUAAGGUAUAACACUUUCUUGUUCCUCUUGGUGAGUUGAGCUCUUUGGCAGCAGGAAAAGCUAUACAAUUUACAAAAUGUCGAACCGACGCGAUUUCCCAAGCGCAGACGAGGCUAAGGCCAAGGCGCAAGAAGGCAAGCAGAAGGUCGAGAAUAAGCUGGCAAAUGAUGGCGUCGAGGACCCAGCAGGCCUGGCGAUGUUCGGCUUCGGAGGCCUUUUCCUCGCCGCGAUCCCUCUCACAUCCUGGAUCACACAACCCAACAGCCUUGUCGAGAAGGCCGUGAACGGAGUUGUCAGCACAGUCGGCUUCCUCUCCUCCGCCGGAAGCACCUCUGCGAUUCCUCAGUCCGGCAAAAUCGCAGCGUUGGCAGGACUGUACGUCACAGUCACCUAUGCACUCUCAGGAGCGGGCAGUGCGGCGGCCUCCGCAGCAGGUAUCAAAGGAGGCAGAGAUAACGACCACCCACGAGCACAAAUUAAGGACUUGCGUGGGCUGCCAUUGAGGUUGUACUCCGCACACUACAACCUCAUGGAGAUGUUCCCGGGUUUUGCGAUCAGCGCUGCUUUGGCCCAGGCUAUGGCUCCUGGUGAUCAGACAUUGAUCAACUUGCUCGGUUUGCAUGUGAUUGCCAAGUGCUUUGUACACUACCCAUGCUACGUGUUCAACCUCGGCACUCCACGAACCCUCGCACACGUUAUUGCGACCUCUAGCGUGAUCAACGUUGCUCUCAGGCUUGCGAAGAAGCCGUUGGUCUAAAUCGGGAUUAGGUACAGCAGAAACCGAAGAGACAAUAGUCAAGUGAUGAGAAACAGCUAGCGGAAUAAAUCAGAAGCAGGGUAAAUUGGACUGCGGAAAUGACUCAAGAUGAUGGAGAGAUACGACUGUAUAUACCUGUAGUAAUGAAUAAAGGAAUAGCUCUUACAAUUUGGCAAAAAGAGCAUUAGCUCCACGA